AUGAUUGGAACAUCUACAGCUGAGUACUUCUUUAUUCGGAUUUGCAUCCUGUUUCUUCACAAUAUUGCACCAAUCAGUGUUUUAUACUGCAUUCAAUUACUGGUCGUUCAAUUCUUUCAUCUGCCAAAUUAUGCUGAACGCACACCCUACGCUGUCCAAAUUUGGCUCACUGCAGAGGCAGUCUUUUUUACAACUGUCUACAUACCACUUACAUACACUCUCUACCAUUCUCCUAUCUGCCACAGGUCUUUGUCUGCGGAGUUCAGAGAGAACUUGUUUAGGAAGUGCAAUAAGUCUGUGCCAAAUCUGGAGAAAUACCUCAGCCAGUGGCUUAUGGUUUCAGAUGCCGAAUGCAUAAAGCGCGAUAACGUGAAAGACUUUAUCAGAUGGUCAUUGUUUGGACCCGAACAUACCCAGGAGCAAGACCAGCAGAAUGAGCGGGAAAUUGAGGCCUACACAACAGAACUUGAGAAGCUGAUUGGACGAAAACUGUCAUCGGGAAGGAUAGAUGUGAAAGGCCUAGGACGGCUUUUAAAUGAAGCAGGUGGCUCACAUCGAAGUCUGUUAUGGUAUGGUGUUAGUUAUCUCUCUCUCUCUCUCUCUCUCUGUUGCGUCUUUGUGGUUGACACAAUAAUGUACUGCACGAUGCUAUACAAUGGAUUUCACUUCUAUCGCAAUUCGCUCUCGCGAUUCUUUACCCUCUUUCCGUUUCGCCCUCUCACGAUACUCACGGCCUACCGAUCCCCGGCGCGGCAUCUCACAUACUGGCAUCGACGGCAUACGUCUAAGAAACGGCUACCGGUACUAUUCAUACAUGGUAUCGGAAUUGGCUUGUACCCUUACACGAUAUUUCUCCGAGACUUAGUUGAGCAACUACAGGCGGGAACAACCGCCGAUAGUGAGGUCGGCAUCAUCGCACUUGAAAUCAUGCCGAUAAGCUCUCGGAUAACCCAUCCUGCUCUCGAAAAAGAGGUGAUGGUGUGUGAGAUCAUGGAGAUCAUUCGGUAUCAUGGAUGGAGCAAGUUCGUGCUUGUGUCUCAUUCAUAUGGUUCCAUAAUCGCUGCACACCUUCAUAAGUCCGAUCAGUUUGCCCCGCUCAUCGGGCCUACGGUCUUCAUCGAUCCGGUAUCAUUCCUUCUUCAUCUACCUGACGUGGCAUACAACUUCAUAGCCCGCCCGCCAGCAAGGGCCAAUGAAUACCAGCUAUGGUAUUUCGGAAGUCAAGACAUAGGAGUUGCGCAUACGUUGGCGAAAAGAUUCUCCUGGAUUGACAACAUCAUUUGGAAGGAAGACUUUGGGAUAAAAGCCGAAAAAGACCAACACGCAGGUAGAAAUGUUACAGUUGUUUUAAGUGGGAAAGAUUUGAUCGUGGACACCGAGACAGUGGGACAGUACUUGAUGGGUUCAUCAGAAGUCCGGGCAAUUGACAAAGAAGCAGCACAGCCAUGGAAGAAUAGGCCCUGGAUUGGAUACGGCCUUGAGCUGCUGUGGUUUGAGCAGUUGGAUCAUGCUCAAGUUUUUGAUUUUGGGAAUACUAGGCAGCCAGUUAUUGAAGCGAUCUGCGCCUAUUCGAAACAAGGCUGA
Penicillium bovifimosum is the source of this 1584-nucleotide messenger RNA. RefSeq lists its product as uncharacterized. NCBI's taxonomy places the organism in Eukaryota, Fungi, Ascomycota, Eurotiomycetes, Eurotiales, Aspergillaceae. The coding region runs from base 1 to 1584 and encodes 527 amino acids. The record is from RefSeq and is a predicted model, not a curated record. The transcript has 2 exons.